Messenger RNA from Mytilinidion resinicola, 2047 nucleotides. Its product is annotated as prolyl-tRNA synthetase. The record is from RefSeq and is a predicted model, not a curated record. Gene Ontology annotation, cellular component: aminoacyl-tRNA synthetase multienzyme complex; cytoplasm. Gene Ontology annotation, biological process: prolyl-tRNA aminoacylation. The transcript is spliced from 8 exons. The coding region runs from base 142 to 1845 and encodes 567 amino acids. Gene Ontology annotation, molecular function: proline-tRNA ligase activity; ATP binding. Lineage: Eukaryota; Fungi; Ascomycota; Dothideomycetes; Mytilinidiales; Mytilinidiaceae.
CCUGUCAACCACCCCAAUUGUCUCUCACUUUUGUCAACCAUAGCCGCGUCCUGGGUAGCUAUUUAAGGCGCCGUCGCUCGCACCCGAUCGCAAACAAUUCCUCCCCAAGAACCUCAAGCUUCGCGAAGCCUUGAUUACGCCAUGGCGGACGCAGAGGAACAGGUCAAAGUCCUCUCCAUCUCGGAGCCUGUCCCGGAGCCGGUCGUAAAGCGAGAGCCGAAACCCAAGAAGGAGCCCAAGCCGCCGAAGGAGAAGAAGCCCCAGCAACAGAAAAAGAAGACUGAGGGCGCCGCUCUCAUUGGCAUUGACGUGUCCAAGGAAGUCGAUCUUGGAGAAUGGUAUCAGCAAGUCAUUACGAAGGGUGGGAUGAUCUCAUAUUACGAUGUGGCAGGCUGCUACAUCCUGGAGCCCGGAAGCUACGCGAUCUGGGAGUCUAUCAAGGACUUCUUUGACAAGAAGAUCAAGACCUUGAAAGUCAAGAACUGCUACUUCCCCAUUUUCAUUAGUGCCGAGAACUUGGAGCAGGAGAAGGAACAUAUCGAAGGCUUCGCUGCUGAGGUCGCCUGGGUCACCAAGGGAGGCAAGAGUAUCCUCGAGAAGCCUGUCGCUGUUCGCCCGACGUCGGAGACCGCUAUGUACCCCUACUUCGCCGACAAGAUCCAAUCAUACCGAGACCUUCCAUUGAAGCUAAAUCAGUGGAACAAUGUUGUCCGUUGGGAGUUCAAGCAUCCGAUGCCUUUCAUUCGGAGUCGCGAGUUCCUCUGGCAGGAGGGCCACACUGCUCACCUCACCAAGGAGGAAGCGGGUACCGAAGUCCUGCAGAUCCUAGACUGGUACGCCGACGUCUACCAGGAGCUCCUUGCUGUCCCGGUGGUCAAGGGAACCAAGACUGAGAACGAGAAGUUCCCGGGAGCUGACUACACUACCACAAUCGAAGGCUUCAUCCCUGCCACCGGACGAGGCAUCCAAGCAGCAACUAGCCAUUGCCUUGGUCAGCAUUUCUCAAAGAUGUUCAAGAUCACCGUUGAGGAUCCCUCGGCCAAAGAAGCUGGAAAGUCUGAGAAGAUCUACGUUUGGCAAAAUUCAUGGGGAUUGACUACGCGGAGCAUUGGUGUCAUGAUCCUUGUCCAUAGUGACAAUCGAGGCCUCGUCAUUCCCCCGCGAGUAGCAGAGGUGCAAGUUGUGAUCGUCCCCGUCGGAGUUACGGCGAAGAUGACCCCCGAGAACAAGGACAAGCUCUAUAAGGAGGUCGAUGCUAUUGCUGAAGUCCUCAAGGACGCUAAUGUUCGAGUCGAAACCGAUUUCCGCGAGGGAUACUCUCCGGGCUGGAAGUUCAACGACUGGGAGCUGAAGGGCAUUCCGCUCCGAAUCGAGUUCGGUCCGAAGGACUCAGAGCGACACGUCGUAACCACCUCUCGUCGUGACAUCGACGACAAGGACCAAGCUCGAGGGGAGGUAGCUAUCUCAGACCUCAAGGACGCCAUCCCGGCGCUCCUGGAGACCAUCCAGACCGACAUGUUCAAGAAAGCCGACUCCGAAUACCGCGCCCAUCGAGUCGAGAUCAAGGAGUGGGACAACUUCGUUCCGGCUCUCAACGGCAAGAACGUCGUACUUUCCCCCCACUGUCACGGUGACAAGUGUGAAGACGAGAUCAAGGACAUGAGCGCUCGCAAGGAGGUGGGCGACAACACGACAGUAGACUCAAAGGCCCCAGCUAUGGGCGCGAAGACCUUGUGCAUUCCGUUCGAGCAGCCGGCGGGCAUCAUCGAGGGCGAGACCAAGUGCGUGAACCCGAACUGCAAAGGUCUUGCUAAGAGCUGGGUGCUUUUCGGUCGUAGCUAUUAGCGGAUCAGCAUAGCGAGCGGUGUACGGGCACGGGAAAAGAGUCAUGUCUUCCUUAGGAUGUCUUUCUGAGGGCGUGUAUGCGGAGGGCAAAGCGUGUCACGAAUAUUGAGCGAUUCAGCUAGGUCGAGCAAAGCCAGGUACCAGGUUAGGUAGGCGUCACGACUAUAGGACGAAAAGUCAAUGAAAUCAGGAUUGAAACCAG